Messenger RNA from Contarinia nasturtii (swede midge), 667 nucleotides. RefSeq names its product selenoprotein F. Bases 87 to 584 code for a protein of 165 amino acids. Gene Ontology annotation, cellular component: endoplasmic reticulum lumen. The transcript is spliced from 4 exons. The record is from RefSeq and is a predicted model, not a curated record. NCBI's taxonomy places the organism in Eukaryota, Metazoa, Arthropoda, Insecta, Diptera, Cecidomyiidae. Gene Ontology annotation, molecular function: oxidoreductase activity.
GAUAGUCGUGUCAUUAUUAGAAGUAAGUAGGAAAUAAAAAAAAAAACGAACAACAAAUCUCAACAAAUUUUAAAGUCGAAAAAAGAAUGGAACAUCAUAUAAAAAUGUUAUUUUAUCUCAGCAUUUUAACUAUAUUAGUAGCCAAAUGUAGCGCCGAUUUCAGUAGUGCCGAUUGUCGUCAAUUAGGAUUUAUAAAGCCACACUUGAUGUGCUCAUCUUGCGAUAAAUUGGAAACAUUCGGUUUAAGCGAAUUAAAAGAGCAUUGCCAAGAGUGUUGCGAAAAAGACGAUGUGUCAUCAAUCACAAAGCGAUUCCCGAAAGCAAUUUUAGAAGUGUGCACAUGUAAAUUCGGGGCGUAUCCACAGAUCCAAGCCUUUUGUAAGAGUGAUCGACCAUCAAAAUUCCCAAAUUUGACCAUUAAAUAUUUGCGUGGUGCUGAUCCCAUCGUGAAAUUACUCGAUGAAAAUGAUAAUGUUGUAGAAACACUCUCAAUUAACAAAUGGAACACCGACACAGUUGUAGAAUUCUUUGAAACUCAUCUUUACAAAGAAGAUAACGAUUAUCUACGAACGAAUCGCAUUUAAGAAAUAAAAAAAAAAACAUUUUUUUUUGUAAAUUUUGAAGACACCGAAUAAAACAUAAUAUAUUGUGAAUUUUAACGGCAAAA